AUGAACGACGACGCGAUUGAUGCGGUCAGUGACUUGUCCGUGCAUGCCCAUGCGUUGCUGAAGGAAGCUGCUAAGUGGACCAGCGCCGUGUCUGUGACACUGAGCAAGUUGCGCUCGGCCUCUGCAAGUUCACGUCCGCAGCUGAGCCAAGACACGGAGGCCGCCGGCGGCAGAUACCCCUCGUUGCAACUUGAGAUAGCCCGAUUGCGCGAGAAGGCCGCACAAUCUACCGAGUCCAUGCGCAUGAUGGAGGCACGCGCGGAACAAGCAGAAGCGAAAGCGCUCAAGCUGGAAAAGGCUCACCACAACUUGUCUGUCAAGUACAUGCGGGUCAAGAACGAACGCAAUGCGAGUAUCCAUCGGUUUUGGAACUGGGUCGGCUGCCACGUCAGUGUCGUUGGCCUUGAGUACGCGUUGCUGCUGACCCAAGCAUGGGGCUACGAGUGUGGUUGGGACAGUAGCAACCGAACCAGCAACUCAAACUUGCAAGAUGGGAAUGAAGAACAGUGUAGGCGCCUACUGGACGAGUUCAAGGCGUCGUCUGGGGUGUUUGUCUUGCCCACUCCACCUGCAACACCUUCAGCUCCAUUGCCGUUGCCAGAGUGGCAGCCAUUUCACACCGACGACGAAGGUGAAUAUGCCGAGGAGAGCGCUGGUGGCCCCACAUCCCAUUCUAUGGGAAGUGCCACUAGCUUGCCUCAACGGGAGCCUGGCAGUGGUCGUACGGAAACGCCAGUAGACUCGGCAUCAGGCCAGCGAUCGAACGGCAAGGCCAAAACGAAAAAGCGCAAAAAGAAGCGCAAAUGUCCAGAUAUGGUACUACACGACGAAGAUGCUAGCAAGCAUGCAGUUCAGGCGAAGCGACAGAGCGUUGCCACGUCGCCGGCACAAUUACAACUCCAGGGAGCGGAACUACCGGCCAAGGCAUAUCAAGACAAUGAAGUGCACCACCACCCCACCCCACUAAACGAAGGAGCUACCCCUGGAACUGGCUCACAUUCACAACCAUCCCCUCUGGACCCGACUGUAGCUCCAGCAAUCGCCGCCCUCGCUACGCAGAAGUCCAUCCACAAACCUGCUUCUGAUAUAUCUGGUACACCUGUGACUACUGCACCCACAUCAUCAGCUGCCCCUCCAGUUUCUACUACUCCGAUGACCCCAACAACCAAGUCCACGGUGCUGCCAAGACGCCUCCACGGGUCCCAGCUGCUAACCCACCCCGUCAAGUUGCCGCUGAUAUCGACCCAUGCUCUACGGAUAGCACGCCAGCUCCUCCAGUACAAUCCACGACCGCUCCUUCUCCAACUGCCAAGCCGUAAAAAGGUCAGCUUUCACGCGUCGACAAAGGCAACGCCGUCGCCCUUCCCAGUCAUCCCAGUCGCCACCGCUUGUCCUGCCAACAUCUCCAAGCUGCUAGCCGAGAGUCGCGCCACGAAACCGUGGCUCCAGUACACGAAACUGAGCUCGUUUUUACCUGAAAACGACCGCCGCGACCCGACCCCCCACGAUGUCGCAGUUCGCACGUUUAACGCGACACUGCGCGAGUUUUGGGCUACGUCGGCGGCGUUGCUGUGGGAGUGUCGAUUUAGCUGGCAGCCAGAUCCAGACACGUUGAAUCAAGUGGGGGACGCCGUCGUGCUAUUGGUGGGCCAGUUGUGGCUGUUGAUAGCCCGAUCCGCCUACAACUCGGACCAAGGGAACAGGCUGGUCGAGUUUCUCAGUGGGUUCCCCCAUCCAGCGUGGCCUGUGAUGACAGCAACGUUCAUGCCGUUGAAAGCGAUGCACGCCAUCCUACCCCCCAUCCCACAGCUGCCCCCUCCCCCCUCCUCCAAGAAGGCAUCGCCCAAAACGAGACCGACCGACCGCAUUAUCAGCAUGGACGAGCAGCUCCAGUGGGCACUGGGCACUACAUUUGCCUACGUGGCAAACCGAAAGCUGACGCCGCCGGUGGUCGCCAAGCUGGCGGACCUGGGGCUUCGAGACCCGGCGGUGGAGUUUCGGCGCAUGGCAGAGGUGGCGUGGACGUUCGUCAAGCUAAAGUGCCCCUUCCCCCACGAGCCGUACCCGUUUGUGUCGGUCGUGGUCGCAGACGACCCCGUGGGAUGGCAGUGGUCACACGGGCUAUACCCGCCACGGACCAUGUACACCAAGCGCAUACCAUCACUUCGCAAUGCUACAACUACUACUGCUGCUGCUGCUAGUAGUAGUAGUAGUAGUACUACUACUACUACUACUCGACACGAACCACCAGCAGGAAUGGACAAAGCCAGACGCUUGCUCCAAGGACUUCUGGAUGACAUUAGCACCGAUUGUGGGACCAACCAUGGUGACCAUGAUGACGACAGUGGUGACAACGAUAGUGACAACGGUAGUGACGACAGUGGUGACGACGGUAGUGACGACAGUGGUGAUGGGAGUGGUGACAACGAUAGUGACGACAGUGGUGACGACAGUGGUGAAGGGAGUGAAGUAGUUCAGAUCCAGGACGUGCAUGCGCCAUUCGUUUGUGGUCAAGACGGCGGCAGCAGACGAACCGCGAUUGAUGUCGCGAGUUCGUCCGACGACAGUCAAGACUAG
Aphanomyces astaci is the source of this 2577-nucleotide messenger RNA. RefSeq lists its product as hypothetical. The record is from RefSeq and is a predicted model, not a curated record. The transcript has 4 exons. Bases 1 to 2577 code for a protein of 858 amino acids. NCBI's taxonomy places the organism in Eukaryota, Oomycota, Saprolegniomycetes, Saprolegniales, Verrucalvaceae.